Molecule: messenger RNA, 1824 nt
Organism: Arabis nemorensis
Lineage: Eukaryota; Viridiplantae; Streptophyta; Magnoliopsida; Brassicales; Brassicaceae
Source: the annotation of a GenBank genome assembly
AUGGCCAUCGCAAGUGGGUCGUGGGUAGCCACCGUGAACCACCACAGCUUCGCCUCUCCGACCAAACCCGUUUUCUUUCCUACCCAAAAGCCUCACAGUUUCCAUGUCUGUUCCUCUCGAUGCUCUCUUGUCCUUGAGGAAGAUGAAAAGAAGUCACCGAGUCCCAAACAAGACAAGUGGCCAUUUUUAGAACCCGAUCCGGAUGGUCUCAACCGGGUCUUAUCCAGGUUGCUCCGAGACCCGGAAACCCGGAAACUUUCUCAUGAAUUCUACGAGAAAGCUAAGGAGAACUCAGAGUUUAGGACGACCAAACAUCUCAUCAAUCACUUGGUGAACUCCAAGAAUUGGGACUUGCUCGUCUCGCUUUGUGAGGAUCUUAGGGAAUGUAAAGCAUUACCCGAUGCUCAUACGUGUUCGAUACUGAUCAGGAGUUGUAACAGAGAACGAAAAUUCCGAAUCACGCAUUGUUUGCUUAACGUGUUUAGAUCAGACAAAUCAUUGGCAGUGUCUGCAUCUGAUUCGGCGAUGAAAGGCUUUAACAAGCUUCAGAUGUAUAGUAGUACGAUCCAAGUGUUUGAUAGAAUGAAAGCUCAUGGAGUUGAGCCAAGCCCGGGAUGUUAUUGCAGGAUAAUGGAGGCUCAUGAGAGGAUUGGUGACAAUCAAAAGGUGGUUGAGUUAUUUCAAGAGUUUAAGAAGAGUGUGAGGUUGAGUUUCUUGGCCAAGGAAUCAGGCUCCAUCUACACCAUUGUAUGCUCGUCUCUUGCGAAAUCAGGACUCACAUUGGAAGCUCUAGAGGUUUUGGAGGAGAUGAAAGAUAAAGGAAUUCCGGAGAGUAGUGCAUUGUACUCUACGCUGAUCCGUGCCUUAGCGGAAGCGCAAGAGGUUGUAAUGGUCGAGAAGCUAUUCAAAGAAGCAGGAGAGAAGAAACUGUUGAAGGAUCCAGAAAUGUGUUUGAAGGUUGUAUUGAUGUAUGUACGAGAAGGAAAAAUGGAGAAAACUCUAGAGGUUGUGGCCGCGAUGAGAAAGAGCGAAUUAAAUGUCUCUGAUUGCAUUCUCUGCGCGGUUGUGAAUGGAUUUUGUAAACAAAGAGGUUUUGCAGAAGCAGUUAAGGUUUAUGAAUGGCUUAUGAAGCAAGAAUGCGAGGCUGGGCAAGUGACUUACGCAAUAACCAUCAAUGCUUACUGUCGACUAGAGGAGUACGACAAGGCUGAAACGUUGUUUGAAGAGAUGGUGAAGAAGGGAUUUGACAAAUGCGUUGUCGCAUACUCAAACAUUAUGGAUAUGUACGGGAAAACAGGGAGGCUAAGCGAUGCGGUGAAACUCAUGGCUAAGAUGAAACAAAGAGGAUGUAGACCCAACAUUUGGAUUUACAAUUCCUUGAUUGAUAUGCAUGGAAGAGCUAUGGACUUGAGGCGGGUUGAAAAGAUAUGGAAAGAGAUGAAGAGGAUGAAGGUGUUGCCGGACAAGGUGAGUUACACAAGCAUGAUCAGUGCAUAUAAUAGAGCAAAAGAGUUGGAGAAAUGUGUGGAGCUUUACCGGGAAUUUAGGAUGAGCAGAGGAAAGAUUGAUAGGGCCAUGGCAGGAAUCAUGGUUGGUGUAUUCUCCAAAACCAGCAGGAUUGAUGAGCUAAUGAGGCUGUUGCAGGACAUGAAAGUUGAACGAACCAAGCUAGAUGCGAGGCUCUAUACCUCAGCUUUGAAUGCUCUGCGUGAUGCGGGUCUCAAUUCCCAGAUUAGAUGGCUGCAGGAAAGCUUUAACACUGCACAAACUAGUACUUCAAGAUAUUCGAAUACCAAGAACCUACGAACUUUGCAGGGUUCUUGA